CCUUCAAUGAUGCCGACUGCAGUAUGUAUAAUAGUAGCGAGGGCUGCACCGGGAGUGUAGGAGCAACUGCGACAAGGUCGACAACGGCAUCCUACUCCGAACAACAGAGAACACAGAGGUAGACAGGAUUUAGUCCGGCGGCCAAGCGAGUCAAAAUAACCGGGGCUAUUUUGGAUUUACUGCCACGGAAGAAGGAGGACGAAAGUGGCUGAACGUUCCCAGCCCGUAGCCUAAUGUUCCGAGGCAGCUAACGAGCUAUCCGUCACCACCAACGCUCACCGCGCGUCUGCUCUGCGCCUUCUUUGAGCAGGCAGACCAGUGUGUUCCUCCCCACAUAUAGGAAGACAAUUGUGUGUUUGUUACGGGGUGACUCUCGGGCUUGUACACUUCCUCCACUCAGUUUGUGGGCUACAACGUGUUUCCCCCCACACUCUUUUUACGUUCAUCGGUGUUUUUGUGCCAUGUCAGCGCCAUCCUCCACACCCUCCGCCCCGGCAGAGAGCGCCGCGACGGAAUAUGAUUUUCUAGCCCCGGAUGCUGGGCUGAGGCCGCCCGGUCCGACGCCCAGCCAGAGUCGGUUCCAGGUGGACCUUGUUGCUGAAGCAGCGGGCGCCACCGAAGAUAAGUCCCCGAGUUCCGACGCCUCCACCACUGUCCCAUCCAGCUACAAGGCCAGCCCCAUCGCUCCUCUUGAGGGUAACGGUGCUGAUCUAGGUGUCGGUGGAGAGGAAGCCAAAGGCCGGUUUCGGGUGGUGAACUUCGCGGACCCGAGCGGAGCGGGGAGCGCGGCCUCUCCGGAGGCAGCGCCAGCCGAGGGACUGCAGAACGGGGACACGGUGAUGAGCGAGACCAGCUUGCAUUCAUCCACAGGCGGUCAGCAUCAUUAUCACUAUGACACACACACCAACACCUAUUACCUGAGGACUUUUGGCCACAAUACCAUCGAUGCCGUGCCCAACAUCGAUUUUUAUCGGCAGACAGCAGCGCCGCUGGGGGAGAAACUCAUCAGACCCACCCUGUCGGAGCUCCACGACGAGCUAGACAAGGAGCCAUUUGAGGAUGGGUUUGCCAAUGGUGAUGAGCUGACUCCAGCUGAGGAGGCUGCUGCUAAAGAAGCAGCCGACUCCAAAGGUGUGGUCAAGUUUGGCUGGAUUAAGGGAGUGCUGGUCCGCUGCAUGUUGAACAUUUGGGGUGUGAUGCUCUUCAUCCGCAUGUCAUGGAUCGUGGGUCAGGCUGGAAUCGCUCUCUCCUGUUUAAUCAUUGCCAUGGCUACCGUAGUGACGACCAUCACCGGCCUCUCCACCUCUGCCAUUGCCACCAACGGAUUUGUUCGAGGAGGUGGAGCUUAUUACUUGAUUUCAAGGAGUCUGGGCCCAGAGUUUGGAGGUUCCAUUGGUCUGAUCUUUGCAUUUGCCAAUGCAGUGGCUGUAGCUAUGUAUGUGGUGGGCUUUGCUGAAACUGUUGUGGAACUUCUUAAAGGUGUGGAUGCCGUUAUGACAGAUGAAAUCAAUGAUAUACGAAUCAUCGGGACCAUCACAGUAAUCCUUCUCCUGGGCAUCUCUGUGGCGGGAAUGGAAUGGGAGGCCAAGGCCCAGAUAUUUUUGCUCGUGGUCCUCAUCACAGCCAUCAUCAACUACUUCAUCGGAACUUUCAUUCCUGUCAAGUCGAAGGAAUCUGUGGGCUUCUUUGGCUAUGACGGUUCAAUCAUGUGGGAAAACAUGGGUCCUGACUUCAGAGGCGAGACGUUCUUCUCUGUCUUUGCCAUCUUCUUCCCUGCAGCCACUGGUAUUCUGGCCGGAGCUAAUAUUUCAGGAGACCUCGCUGACCCUCAGCUGGCCAUUCCUAGAGGAACCCUGCUGGCCAUUUUGAUCACAGGGAUAGUCUACCUAGGUGUUGCUGUCUCAACAGGCUCCUGCAUUGUGAGAGAUGCCAGUGGAAAUGCAAGUGACACAGUUAGUUCUCAAUUCAUGAUGAACUGUACUGAUGCUUCCUGCAAAUUUGGCUAUGAUUUUUCUUCGUGUAAGAGUGAAAAAGGCGGAUGCCGCUAUGGACUCCGGAAGGACUUCCAGGUGAUGAGCGUGGUUUCUGGUUUUGGGCCCAUCAUCACUGCUGGAAUCUUCUCUGCCACUCUGUCCUCAGCUCUUGCCUCUUUAGUCAGUGCACCCAAAGUUUUUCAGGCUUUAUGUAAGGACAACAUCUACCCAGGCUUGGGCAUGUUCGCUAAAGGCUACGGCAAGAACAACGAGCCCCUCCGAGGCUACAUCCUCACCUUUGGUAUUGCUCUGGCUUUCAUCCUUAUCGCUGAGUUGAACGUCAUUGCCCCCAUCAUCUCCAACUUUUUCUUGGCAUCCUAUGCCUUGAUCAACUUUUCUGUAUUCCAUGCUUCACUGGCAAACUCACCAGGAUGGCGCCCCAGCUUCAAAUACUACAACAUGUGGGUUUCUCUUGCUGGAGCUGUGCUGUGCUGUGUGGUGAUGUUCGUCAUCAACUGGUGGGCUGCUCUCCUUACCAACGUCAUUGUUCUGGGUCUUUUUAUCUAUGUCAGCUACAAGAAGCCAGAUGUGAACUGGGGCUCAUCGACCCAGGCUCUGACCUAUCACCAGGCCCUGACCCACACUCUGCACCUCAGUGGAGUAGAGGACCACGUCAAGAACUUCAGACCCCAGUGUUUGGUGAUGACUGGUUACCCAAACUCUCGUCCAGCUCUUCUCGACCUGGUCCACACCUUUACUAAGAACGUAGGCCUGAUGAUCUGUGGACAUAUUCGCACAGGCUACAGGAGGCCAAACUUCAAAGAUCUGGCCACAGACCAGACCCGGUACCAACGCUGGCUACUGAAGAAUGAGACCAAGGCCUUCUACACACCAGUGUUUGCUGAGGACAUGAGGCAUGGUACACAGUACCUGCUCCAGGCUGCUGGACUGGGUCGCCUGAAGCCGAACACCCUGGUGCUGGGCUUCAAGAAUGACUGGAGGGAUGGCGACAUGAUGAACGUGGAGACUUACAUCAGUAUGAUCCACGAUGCCUUUGACUUCCAGUUUGGUGCUGUCAUUCUGCGACUGAAAGAGGGACUGGAUGUGUCCCACAUCCAAGGACAAGAUGAGUUGCUGUCCUCUCAGGAGAAAUCCUCAGGAACGAAAGACGUGAUUGUGUCCAUAGACACCAGUAAGGACUCUGACGCAGAUUCAUCCAAGCCGUCCUCCAAGGCCACCAGUCUCCAGAAUAGUCCAGCUAUCCAGAAAGAUGACGAUGAUGAUGGCAAAGCUACAACUCAGCCCCUGUUGAAAAAAGACAAGAAGAGCCCAACUGUACCACUGAAUGUGUCUGACCAGAGGCUGCUGGAGGCCAGCCAGCAGUUCCGGAAGAAACAAGGGAAGGGCACAGUGGAUGUCUGGUGGCUGUUUGAUGAUGGAGGUCUGACCCUGCUCAUCCCCUACCUGCUCACCAACAAGAAGAGGUGGAAGGAAUGCAAAAUCCGUGUCUUCAUUGGAGGCAAGAUCAACAGGAUUGAUCAUGACCGCCGAGCGAUGGCUACUUUGCUAAGCAAGUUCAGGAUAGACUUCUCGGACAUCACCGUGCUGGGAGACGUAAACACCAAGCCCAAGAAGGAGCACAUGGCGGCCUUUGAGGAGAUAAUCGAGCCGUAUCGGCUAAAGGAAGAUGACAUGGAGCAAGAGGCAGCUGAGAGGCUUAAGAACAAUGAACCCUGGAGAAUUACUGACAAUGAGCUGGAGCUAUACCGCGCCAAGACUAAUCGUCAAAUCAGACUCAACGAGCUGCUGAAGGAGCACUCAAGCACAGCCAACCUCAUUGUCAUGAGUCUGCCAUUGGCCAGGAAGGGCGCGGUGUCCAGCGCCCUGUACAUGGCCUGGCUGGAGGCGUUGUCUAAGGACCUGCCUCCCAUCCUCCUGGUGCGUGGCAACCACCAGAGUGUCCUCACCUUUUACUCUUAAAUACACAUGGAGAACACAAUUCAAGUUUUUAAGUCUCACAUCCACAUCUGCCUGCGGGAGCAGAUCCACAUACACAUCCAGUUCCAGUCUUAAUCUAAAGGUGCACCACAUACACUCCAGAGAUGGUAGAAAACACAGCAAACUAAUAGAAACAAUGCUGGUAACGUGAAUAAAGCUGAAGAAUUCAAUAAUGGUCAAUAAUGGUAGAGAUGUGUAAAAGCCCUACAAGUGAUGGAGGUAUGAUAGGGUUGGAAUGGGGGGUGGUUUUAAGGUUGCCCACUCUGCUCCUUUCUUUCUUUUUAUUCUAAGAUGUCUGGGUUUUUCUACUGUAGCUCUAGUUUCUUCUAAUUUCCUCAUGACAUUUCAUUUUUGUCAAAGUUUAUUUCUCUCAGGCUCCAAAGCAGUCGUGCACAAGGUUCACGUUGUUGUUCUCGUGAUAUGAAAUAUCUUGAUGUCAUACUUGUUAAGUUCAUUGGACCAGUUGUUUUAUUUGUGAUGCAGCAAUAAUCACCCUGUUGUUUUCCUUUAAUAUUGGGAGAGAACCAUGCAGAAUGCUUUGCAACACCUUCUAAAGCCUUAUGGAUGUGCCUUCCAGUUGAAUCAGAUGAAAGAAUUAUAAUCUCUAUCCAGAUUGACAAUAUUGCUUAAUAUAUUAGUGGACAAUAGUUAGUUUAUUGAGCUUUAAAUGUUAUUCCUUCUUAGUUGGAGCAUUGUAUUUAUAGGAGUGGAUUGUAUGAAUUUAAUGAAGGGUGUCCACUUGAUUGCAUGAAGACUUUCUCUUUUACCCUAAUCAGCAUGUUUGUUUUGGGCCAUAGCGUUUUUAUUUUUUAUUCACUUUUGAGUCUUCCUUUUUAAAGCUGUUGAAAAUUUACGAUAUUUACACCUCAGCUUCUCGACACAAGACAGUUUGUCUUUUAGGCACAUUGCCUAAAAUGUUUAUCUGGGUCUUAGAUUUAAGAUCUUGUUGUUCAUGAGAAAAGAUAUGAAGCCAGUUUUCCAUUCACCUUGUCAGGUUGAAAUACCGUCUUUCCCAUGUAGCUGCUGAGUGACUACAUUAGUCUUUCUUUCAACAAUUUUUGUGUUUCUGUGUCCACAUGUAUGGUUCUUCCCCUGAAAAGAAACUGCUCUAUCCAACAAGCUAGCUAAAACCAUGCCUUAAUGCUAGAACUAAUGAUUGUCAUGAGUUCCUCUUCUCUUAUAAGCCAUACUGGCUGGAUGGUUUGUGGGUAAAUGCAGAUAGCGAUCCAUUGACCACAUGUUAUGAGAAAUAUUUCAGCACAAUUGUCUUCUUUACUGUAUAUACAUUUUGAUUUUCUUCCCAUAGUCCACCUGCAUUAGUCUGUUGCAUUGCUUACUGUGGGCCUGCUUGUUAGUGAAGUGGUCAAUCAGUAACAUAUUCCACUUUGUCAAAGUUAGUGCCACAGUAGACUUGAGUUUUGCACUCCUGCAAGCCUAUCUGGCUGCUUGUUUGCAGUCUGAGUGUAUGAUGGACUGCUGGUCUCCCAUUCUGACAAAGCCUAGAUAGGCAUAGAGAAUGAACGACACGCAAGCCUCAUACUGCAAGGCUUGCUGGCAGGAAGAAUGUGACAUUAGAAUGUGUCAAGGCUGAAGAUAUACCUCUAUGCAUAUGAGCUUGUGUUGCUUAAGUACUUGUAAUAAAAGUCCAUGUACAGUACAUGUGAAAGGAUCUACAUGCCUCAGUUCAUAUAGGGGGCACAUCAGGCACUGGCUUGUAGCCUUUUUACGAGUACCAUGGCUCCAACAGAAGCCAUGUAUAGACCAUUUCACUAUUUUUAACACUGAUGUUCUAAAAUAGGUUGAAUGUAUCCUGCUGCUCUACUAUGGUCAUAGACAAUAUUGUCUUCAGAGAGACUGAUUUCUUCUUUUACUGAGCUGCUACUUUUUGGAGGCAAAGUUACAUUUUUUCUAAAGGUGCAUUCAGACUGAAUGCAAAGCGAAUUUCAAAAGCUCCACCAAUGUUUAUCAAAUCAGUGCAAAGAGUGCAUGCAAAUUUACCCCGGGCAGCCCAUAUUGAGUCAGAGACACAUCUGAGUGAGUCAAGUUUCAGUACAAGGACAAAAAUCCUGCUUAUCCCAAGGAGCUCCAAGUCAAGACAAUAGGGAGACUAGAAAAAGAAAACAAGCUGAGUCUUCAGAAGAAUACAGAAUGAAUAGGAAGUUAAUGGAGGGUUUGGAAAUUGAAGUUGCUAGCCAGCUUAAAUUGAAUGGCUGGGCAGUCAUAAGAGGCGAAUAAACACUUCAGCAGUUAAAUUGCAUAUAUAACAUGAAGCAAAAAUCUGUGUUGAGUCUGAGCACACCUUAAGGUUGGCAUCUUUGGUGCCCACAUAAAUAUUCUGUUUGAGUGCAUUGCCCUGAAAUUAAUAAUUCCAUUUGAAUUGCAGAAAACAUAAGAGACCAUGGUACCAGCAGGAUAAUGAUUUUAACUGCAGUUAAGUAAAAACAUUACUGCACAGUUGAUCGUGGAUAAUCCCACACUUCCACUGUUUGCGAAUGUCAGCAGUUAACAUGAAAGGAUCUAAACUGCCACACAAUUUAGAAGGAAAGGUCCAUCAUGGAUUUAUGGUAAUAGAUUAGAAACUGCCACAAAACUAAUGGGAUAAAACAGGGUUCUCUUUAAAUGUAAUGUACUUCUUUUUCUCUGCCUUUCUCCCAGGAACUGGCAGUUUUAGUAUUUAGCUUGUUACUUUCAUGUACUCUGUCCUUUUCUGUAUGCAAUUUCAAAAGAGGAUUGUGACACAAUGCUUAGGUUAGUUGAAUGUACUGUAUAAUAAAGAACACUAACGCUAGGAGUUAGCAUACAUAGUCUCUUUUUGCUUUCCAUCAUGUUUAUGAACUGUUUCCUGCGUCAGUUGCAGUUGGUACAGUGCAGCGUUCUGUGUGUCUGCAUCAUACAGCUGAACCCCAUCAUUCAUUACUCUGUGCUUCACCUGUAGAUUGUGUAGGGCAGGACUUUGAUAUAUGAAUGCAUGUGUGUGAUGUGAGGGGAGGUUAUGAGUGUAUAUAUACUUUUAGUACAUACACAUGAACUAUAUACACACUCAUGCUCACAAGUGUAUUAAAUAUACCCAGAGUACUUUCCAACUAUGUGAAAAGCAUGUACUGGGUGAGGAACUGUAAAACUUUUGAUUGAAGGCACAGUCAAAGACAAUCCCUGCUCAAGUUAUAACACACGAUAGCAUCCCCCAAAUGUUAAAACAUCCUCCCAGCUCACUGUUAGUUUUAGUUGAGGUCAUUGGAGUCAGGUUUGAACCCAGUCCAUGUCAGACCCAUUCAGGUAUUAGAUUGGUUGACAAACAGACCCUGCCCCGUUCAGGUAGUUAGUUCUAAGUUUAGACUGUAAAAAUUAAUGAGUAUACUUGACUCAUAUUAGGGACUAAAAGUUGAGAUAUUUAGUUAAACUCUGUUGCUAGUAAGUGACACCAACUUUAUGAAAGUACAACAUUUAAUCACUUAAAUGCCACUUUGAUUGGCAGUGGCAUUCCAGAGUCACAAUUUGGUUGGCAUCUGUCAGUUUUCCUGUUAGUACAAAAUGAUUAAGCACAUUGAUCUCUUGUUUAGUAGCUCCUAAAACAAUUUCCUACUACAGUUGGUAUAUAGCACAUACUGUCCUUUUUGGGAAUCGUAUUCAUAGUAUGUAUUUUGGACAGCAAAGGUUUAAGAAUAUUGCGAGCUAGAAGGAGAUGCCAACAUUUGGGGCCCCUAUUGCGUACUAUAACAAAAUCUAGGAGUGUGUCUUUAAAAGAAUAAUUUAGCUACAAAAUUAUCAUCUGUAUAUCAAUUACUCAUCCUGUGUUAUGUUGAAUUAGUGAAGAAAACUUUCAGGCAUACCUCCAAGCAAGCCUCUUUGGUGAAGAAACAAUCCAAAAACUUGAUGAAUUGGGGUGAAAGGUCCCUGCAUUUAACAACAGCAAAAAGGUAUGCAUGCAUUUGAACUCUGCUGGUGCACUCCAUUGAGCAGAGUUCUAAAUCACAAUCUUGCCCAGGUGCUCUACUUGUCCAUGCGUGAGACUGUUCGGGUUUGGGUGAACUUUUAAGUUUUAAAUGAAUAAAAACUAACAUAAUCUGGGCUUUUGUUUUUUUGUACAAAGCAGAAACUACUGUCGGACUGAAAUGGAUUUGUUAAAGUCUGAGACAAGCAAAAUCUGCGAUUUCUUUCUAAACACAUUAUACAUGUUAGCAAAUACUUGUUGAAAACAUGAAAAGACUGUGAACUGUGUAGUACUGAAGUGUGGAGUUAGACUGUUCAACCGUUUUGUUCUGUUUGCAAGACAACACACUGGAGCCGUCCUUAACAUAACCUUGCAGUUAAUACGACUGACAUUUGAGCUCAUGGUAUCAGUGUCGUUACUUUCUCCCACUUUGUCGGUGGUGAUUUUGCUACGUUCCACGAGCUCUCUGUCAUUUAACAGAGAUGUUUAUUCAUAUUUAUUAGACUGAAAGAACUUGGUCAUACAAACACAAGCUAAACAGCUGUCACUAACAGACCUUUUAGUUUUUCUGGAUGAAUCAGCUACCCAGCCUGGCAGCAGUUACUGCUCACUGCUGUGGGUGUGUGCUUUGUGCUAAUGUUAGCUGCUGUUAGCUGCUGAAUGAGAGGCUAUAGCCAAGCAGCGGCUCUCAUAUCCCGGUUCAGAGGGUUUGUACUGGACAUAUGACUGAAUGAAUGAGACUAAACAGAUAUUGUGAUCUGGUGUAGCUGUUGGACCUCAACGACUUCCAUUCAUCAAGAAAUUUUCCAUUUCUGGAUUUGUCAUUCACUGGGGGCAUGCGAGGAAAAAAAAAAAUUCUUCAGGAAUUCAGUGUAACAGGGCGAGUCAUUAAUAUACAAAUGGGCAUUUUGUGGAUGAAGUGCUCCUUUUAACUCCAUUUAUUUCACAUCUGCUAUGAACACUCACCCUCCCUUACUAUUACACAGCAACAAUAUUACAAACAAGAACAAGAGUUGCUCUGUAUUUGUAUAAUAAGGAAAAUAUAUAUGCCUAUAUAUACACAUGUAUUAAUGUAUUAGUCCAACCUGGAGGGGAUUUUUAUCUUUGACAUGUCACAUUAAAUGAAACAAGAAGACUUCCUGUCAAUAUUUUACAACCAAAUAAUAGUGUUUGUGUCUUCAUUUAUGUCCUGAUAGAUUGUAAAACUUGUCAGAUAAUACUACUGUGUUUUACUGGAGAAACCAAAUGUCACCUCUACUCAUAUGUCACACUAUGUCAUCAUUUGACAUCUCAUCAUUCUAUGUAUUAUUUGCCAAAGCCCCCUUCCUCUUCAGUACCCAUCUGUCAUGUGUUGAGCCAUGAAGAUGGAUGAUGUUGUCCACACUGCAAACUUAAACUAAACUGUAAAUAAACUCCAUAAUCUAAUGACAUAAAUUGAGGGAGUGGAAUAAUUAUAUUGAAAGAUAUUUAUUAAGGUCAGGAUUUUCUCCACAGUAGUUUUCUUUUUGGUAUAUUUUGGUUUUGGUUGUAAGUUAAUUUGCAUGUUGAUUUUUUUUUUUCUUUUGUUGCCUUUUGAUUUUAGCAAAUUGUGUUUUUUUUUCUUUUUUUUGAGUCUCUAUAUUUCCAUCUUUUUGAUGCCUUUUGACAAAAAGUCAUCACGUCAAAAGCAGAUAAAACCUGUUUUCUCCUGCUUUCACACAAUCGUGGAUGGAAUUGACCCAGCCGAUCAAAGCAGUAAUGUUUUGAUAUACUGUACUGUUAACAGUCACAGAUAUGCUUUUUCUAACAUUUUAACAUGUAUGAUUACCAAUACUUUGUACAUCUUUAUUGCAAUAAAUAAAUCAAAUGAAAUCAG
Messenger RNA from Epinephelus lanceolatus (giant grouper), 9757 nucleotides. RefSeq names its product solute carrier family 12 member 2 (gene slc12a2). The record is from RefSeq and is a predicted model, not a curated record. Lineage: Eukaryota; Metazoa; Chordata; Actinopteri; Perciformes; Serranidae. Gene Ontology annotation, biological process: sodium ion transmembrane transport; sodium ion homeostasis; chloride ion homeostasis. Gene Ontology annotation, cellular component: apical plasma membrane. Gene Ontology annotation, molecular function: ammonium channel activity; sodium:potassium:chloride symporter activity.